Messenger RNA from Culex pipiens pallens (northern house mosquito), 2330 nucleotides. RefSeq names its product zinc finger protein 616-like. The record is from RefSeq and is a predicted model, not a curated record. NCBI's taxonomy places the organism in Eukaryota, Metazoa, Arthropoda, Insecta, Diptera, Culicidae. The coding region runs from base 8 to 2284 and encodes 758 amino acids. Gene Ontology annotation, cellular component: nucleus. Gene Ontology annotation, molecular function: zinc ion binding. The transcript has 2 exons.
UUUAAAAAUGCCCUGCUGCGUUCCCCGGUGUGUUCCGGAGGCGACCGGUGCCGUCCGCCAGCUGGUUCGCUUUCCGAAGGACUAUCGCCUGCGAAGACGGUGGAAGGAGGUGAUUAAGCAGGCCACCGGCAUCGAACUGGUCGAAUCGGCCUGUUUCGAGCCGGGCGACGACGAUCCGGCUCCGCUCGAGCUUUGCAUUGGCCACAUGGCCCGGCCGGAGGCCACCGAGCAGUACCAGGAACCGGCCCGCUUUGUGGACAGCUCCGGCGCGCCCCUCACGCUGCUCGGCUGCCGGCUCUGUUUGCGGUUCGUUCCGGCGCACGAAACGCUCGCCACGGACGGGGCCCAGGUCGGUGGCCUCAGCCUGGUGACGUCCGUCCAGCGGCUGUUCGGCAUCCGCAUCCGGCCGGACGACUUUCAGCGCGCCAUGUGCCUCGGCUGUCUGGCCAAGCUGGAGCUGGUGCAGACGGUGCGCAACCAGUACCGGGUCAACGAGUUUGUGUACGAGACGGUGCGGAAGGCGAGCCGGAUCCGGCUGGAGGUGGUCGCCGAGGGUGAGUUGCGGGACGGGGAGAAGGGACGGAAGCGGAGCGGACCGGAUGGUGGAAGGGGGAAGUUGGCGAAAAAGAAAAAAGUUGAGGAAGGGUUGGAGAUUGUGGCGAAAGAGGUAGACGUUGGAGCGAUGGGAGAUGAGUUUGGGGAGGGGUUACUCGAGGAGUUGGGGACGCACGUUGGGCCGAUGGCAUCGGUGGGAAAGCGCAAGAAGGGAGGAACGAAGGGGAAGACGUUGAAGAAGACGUCAGUUGUGGAAGAGGUGGUUCCGGUUGCUGCAGCAAAGAUUCCGAAGGAAGGUGAAGACGGGUUCAAGUCCGAUUUGUUUGAAGAGUUGGAGAUGGUCGAUAAUCUUGAAGAAUCUUCAUUGGGGGAUGAUCAUAAUGAUGAAGUCGAAGUUGAACCGGUUCCCGUAGCAGAGAAGGAAAAAAAGCCGAAGAAGGAUGGAUCUGCGAGGAAGAAAACUUCCGAAGAAACUAAGCCGAAGGAUAAGGUGAAACUGACGCUGGUACUUUCGACGACCUGCUUCAUUUGUAACGGUACAUUUGCGAGCAGAGGUGAGUUGGAAAUGCACCUGAGCAUGCAACACAUAUCCGAGGAUGGUUACACUUGCGCCGAGUGUGACGACGGGGAAAGAUUCGUGAUGGUUCAAACGUACAACCUGCAUCUGAGUCAUCACGAUCAUUCGAUUCGCCGAUUCAAGUGUAGCUUUUGCACGAUGGCUUUCAGCGUGCGAAACAGUCGGCGAUUGCACGAAAACAAGAAGCAUGGUCAAAGCCACAAAAUACGUGAAAGGUAUAUCUCCGAGUCAGCGUGCGACAUCUGUGGCAAGACUUUCGCUCACCAGGGCAACGUAUUGCGUCACAAGAAGAAGGAACACGAGCAGUUUAAAGGUCACAAAUGCAAAAUUUGCGAAAGAGAGCUGACCACGCGAGUAAGUUUGCUGCAGCACAUGUUGAUCCACAGCGACAAGCGCCAGUGCCCCUACACCUGUUGCCACUGCGAAAAACGGUUCCGGUACAUCUCCCAGCUCCACAAGCACAAACUCAAACAUCACCAAGCCGUGAUGAACGAUUAUCUGUGCUUUGUAUGCCAGUCACGUUUCACCAGCAUGGAAGACUACGAGAGUCACAUGCGAGAGCUGCACGUUCACCACGACUCCUACGAGUAUUCGUGUCGUCUCUGUCCGGAAAUUCCGCAAACCGACCAGGAGCUCGAAACCCACAUCACCACAGCCCACGCCAGCGCAAAGUACCCCUACUUCAAGUGCAGCUCGUGUCCGAGCAAAUUCCACACCAAAAACCAGCUCUUCCAGCACCGCAAGAUUGACCACGGCCGGUUCGUGUGUGACCGCUGCGGCAGCUGCUACUCGAGCAAGAUGGGCCUGCAGCAGCACAUUGACGGCAAACAUCUGGGCAAACAGUGGCCGCGCUCGAAGGUCGCCCUAACCCCGUGCAAGUGUCAGGAGUGCGGGCUGGUUUGCUCGAACGUUGCGAACAUGAGGCGGCACCAGAAGGCCGUCCAUCAGGGCGAGAAGCCGUACGAGUGCGCCUCGUGCGGGGUUAGGUUUGCGACGAAGUCGUCUAUGCAGAACCACGUGCGGUGCGUCCACACCGGGGAGGCGCCGUUUGCGUGCAAACACUGUGGUGAGCGCUUCAAGGAGACGUCGAUCUUCUCGAGGCACCAGAAGAAGUGCGGUUUGGAAGGGCAGAAGAGUGGCGAUGGCGAGUGAUGUUGAUUUUACGUUGUGGUUAAAAUAAAAUUCGUUGGAAAAAGUA